AUGAUUUCGUGUACAUAUACAAUAUCCCUUUUGUUAUGGCCUCCAUGGAUAGUUUUAUGGCCAUAUAUGGAAGGCCGUUUUAUUGUUGAAGAAAGUUCUCUAUGUGUUGUUCAGUUUUUGGUAUUGGGUGAUACUAGAACUUGGCAAAAUCAAUUAGCAACCUUGUUUACUUCUGCUGCCGCCUUUUACAUUCCAGUAACGCUAAUGAUUGUUCUCUACUAUAAAGUUUAUUUGGAAACACGCAGACGCCGCAAGGAGUUGAGGAAAUUACAGGCUGGACAACAACAACUUUUUCCAUCCUCUUCCAAAUUGGCAAACACCCCAGCACUUCAAUCCUUGCUACUUCCAUUAGCUCCAUUGAUUCGAGGUCUACAACCACCCCCAACAACUUCCCUAUCAGAAAUAUCAACUUUAAUUCCCAACAACAAUUUAAAUUCUUCAUUAAAAUCACACACAUCAACAAAAAUUAAUUUUUUGGAUAUUUUAAUUGGGAAUAAUAAACAACAAUCAGCAAAUUUAUAUAAUGAUGGAAAUUGUGUUAAAAAAAAACGAGAACGCUUCUCCCUUCUAAAAUUCUGUACAGGACGUAAUGUGACUACCCAAUCCUCUUCUGAAUGUAUAUCCACAGAAGAUUCUGUUGGCGUGUUGGGAGGGGAUGAUGGGGGGAUUGGAGGGGAAGAAGAAGAAACUUGUGGAUUGACUACUUCAAAUUUAGAUUCUAUUAUGGCAGAACAAACAGCUAUUGAAUUGGCUAAUAAUUCUUGUGGGGAUGGAGGAGAGUUUAGACAACACGAAAAUUGGGAAAGUAUAAUUGUUGCAAAAGCAGCAGAACGUAGAGAAGCUUUAAUUGAAGAGGAAAGAAAGAAAAGUCAACAACUUUUACAAUUUCAAUACCCUAAAGGAAGUUCUUCAACAAUACCCGUUGGAAGUUUUAGAAGUAUUGGAAGUGGAAAAAUGCCUAUAGUGGAGUUGGAAAGGACUUCACGUCCAUCUUCUGUUCAUACUUACAAUUCCAUUGUAAUAAUUGAAUAUCCAGAAGGAAAUGAAGGAAAUAAUAAGGGUGGGGGAGUAAUAACAAGUCAACGACCCUCUGUCCGUCUCUCAUCUCAAGCAGAAGUAGAGUCCCUAAGUACUCGAAAUUCUGUAGAACGCAAAUUUGUUGAGAAGGAAGACUUGAAAGAAAUGAAGGAAUCUCCAAGUUUGGAAGAACAACGUCGUCUAAGACUUGUAAAGAGCGCCCCUGGGGGAAGGGGAGGAUCUCUUCGUUUAAAUAAUAAUAACAAUAAUUUUUCUUCAUCAUUUACUCAACAACAACAACCUAAUGGUGUUUUAAUGCGUAAAAGUGAAAUACAAAUGAUUAGGGAAGAACAGAUGAGACAAAGCGAAAAAGAGCGUCGUCGAAAUGAAAGAAAACAAGAAAGUAAGGCAGCCAAAACACUUUCCGCUAUCCUUUGUGCCUUUAUUAUUACCUGUACUCCUUAUCAUGUUAUAGUCUGUCUGGAAGCUUUUUAUCCCAAUUCUGUGCCUAUUUCGUUAUUUACUAUUAGCUAUUUUCUUUCAUACAUAAAUUCAACAAUCAAUCCACUAUGUUAUGCUUUAUGUAAUGCUCGUUUUCGAAUGACUUAUAUGAGAAUAAUUAAUUGUAAAUGGUGGGGGAAUAGAAGGAGGCACAGCAGUAAUUUAAAUACUUCAACACCUGCAGCUACAGCCGCUUUUUUACAUCAUCAUAGACAAAUGAGGGAAAGUAGAAGACGGGGAUUACUUAAAGGAAGGCAAAGAACUAAGUAG
Meloidogyne enterolobii is the source of this 1788-nucleotide messenger RNA. The record is from the annotation of a GenBank genome assembly. NCBI's taxonomy places the organism in Eukaryota, Metazoa, Nematoda, Chromadorea, Rhabditida, Meloidogynidae.